Messenger RNA from Notothenia coriiceps (black rockcod), 2287 nucleotides. Its product is annotated as pericentriolar material 1 protein-like. The record is from RefSeq and is a predicted model, not a curated record. Gene Ontology annotation, cellular component: centriolar satellite; ciliary basal body; centrosome. Bases 311 to 1660 code for a protein of 449 amino acids. NCBI's taxonomy places the organism in Eukaryota, Metazoa, Chordata, Actinopteri, Perciformes, Nototheniidae. The transcript has 9 exons. Gene Ontology annotation, biological process: protein localization to centrosome; non-motile cilium assembly; microtubule anchoring at centrosome.
AAACAGAGCUUUUGUAAAACUUCCACUGUGAAGCUUUUCUCCGAAACUCCCUUCUUGGUGUUUCACAAAUGUUUGCCUUGUGUUUGUGUGGUGGUUUGUGGUAGUGGUGGACCACAUGUGGCCCAACCAGCCCUCUGGCCUUAUCUUGAAAAUUGUGUUUUCAUGUUUUAGACAGUUAUGUUGUGCACCAGAUUGAUAUAUUUCAGGGAACAAAAGAAUAAUUAUAAAAUGACCUGUCUACUUCUUAACCAAGCCUUUGUUGUUUCAAACAAACACAUUCUCUCGCCUCCCUCCACAGACACUCUCUUAUAUGUUGCAAACCCUGCUGACAGGUCAGUACAGUGUGUUUCCCAACAACGUGUCAUCACCACAGGUCCACCUGAUCAUGCACCAGCUCAACCAGUCUUACACCCAGCUGGCCUGGCAGCAAAACAACGUGCAAAGGCUAAAGCAGGUCCUGAACGACCUCCUCCUCCAGCAGCAGCAGCAGCAGCAGCAGCAGCAGCAGCAGCAGCAGCAGCAGCAGCAGGCUUCCUCCUCAGCAGCAGGGUGGCAGACCCAGACCCAGAAGCCCGGCUCGUCCCAGGAGUCCAGCUCCGGCCCCUCAGCCUCCCCCGGUGUAUUCCUCCCCUUCUCCUCUAACCUUCAGCCUUCUACCAACAACAUGUCAACUGCAGCCUUAUCCCCAUUCCCUCCCGGCUUUAACUUAUAUCCACUCUUCCCUGCUCCCAUGGGCGAGUUCCCUCAGAGUGCAGCAGGCCAGCCCGCCCCCGACCAACGGAAGCAGCAGUUAGACCCCAACGCCUCAACCAAAACAGAGUACAUGACUUUCCCCCCUCCACUGCAGCGCUCUCCUCUGAACACCACCACAGAGACGGGAGCGUCUGGCUGGCUUAAUACCUCGUAUGCGAACAACACCGUCCAGCAUCACCAGUCCAACACGGAGCACCAGGAGUCUCCCUCCUCCUCCCCCAUGUUUGCCAGCCGCCAUCCCAGACAUCAAGAAUUUGACAGAGCAUCACAGGAAAGCUUCAGCACCAUGCCUGACCCUGUGGAUCCCACCACCGUCACAAAGACCUUUAAGGCCGGACGCAAGGCCUCUGCACAGGCCAACCUGGCCUCAAGAACCAAGACCCCCAACUCCAAGAGCCGCCGCAGGAGGGGCAAAGGGCUCAAGAACAGUGAAGGCCAUGAGAGUGACAGUGUGAGCAGCACUGCAGACUUUGUCCAGGAGAGGGCGGCGCUGUCCCGUCAGAAGGAUCAGAACAAGAGUCUGUUGGACAGGCUGACCCAGGAGAAACUCGACAGCAAAUCUAAUCUGGGGAGCAAACGAAACGACCUCUCCUCUGCCUAUGCUUGGAGGACACCCUUCCUCUCUGACAGAAUUGCAUGCACAGAAGCACCAGACGCAAGCAGCGACUUCUCCCUGUUCGAGGCGCUGAGGGAGACCAUCUACUCUGAAGUGGCUACGUUAAUAUCCCAGAAUGAGUCCCGUCCACAUUUUCUCAUUGAGCUCUUCCAUGAGCUGCAGCUGCUGAACACAGACUACUUACGGCAGAGGGCGCUGUAUUCCCUCCAGGACAUAAUGAGCAGACACUGUCGGAGCCCAGAGCGUGUAAAGAUUUUUACAGAUGUCUCUAAAUCUACUGUUUGUUUUUAGCAACACUAUGCUUGCACCCUCAAUCUAUUCUGGAUGUACGGUUGUUGAUUCUCUAUCUGUUAGUUUUAACGAGCGAAGGCUCAAAAUAUCUGUUACAAGUUAGCUGUGACUCUUGACACACAACGGAUAAAACUACAAAUAAUCAACACUUAGUUUAUUUUAUUCCCGAAUGUUUAUUGUGAUUUGUGGGUGAUCUGGGGAGGGGGUGGUCUUUAUGCUGCUGAUGAUUGACAGUUAAGCCUCUGUCUGAAUCUUUAUAGUCCUUAAACUCCUGUUCAGAUUCGCCUUAGUCUCCUUGGUUCUGGGAUUCAACAUGUAUUGUGAUUUGGUUUUAAGUGUUUUUUUGUCUUGGCCUUGUUGUUACACGGCUCGUCUUUCUGCACUUGACUCCUAAUGAUACAGAGCUGACAGAAGGAUUGAAGUUCAGUUGUAGCCCGGCUGAUCAGAGCGAUUCCUUUCCCCAGCUUGAACACUUUUUCCUUCGUCAGAGCUCAAAGCUUAGGUUUACAUUUUAUCCCUGUUAACACAUCUUUAUAUACUGUUCUGUUUUCCCUCCAUUGAUUUCCAUGUAAUUAAAAUGUUGACUAAAGUAAUAAGUUUGAAAUAAUAAAAUGCUGGAACUUUAAA